GCUGAAAGGAAAGGAGAGGGGAGCGGUUUACCUCCUUCAAUAGCAGAAUAAACAAUCGAUUUUUUGUUUUGCUGUUUUACUGUCUAAAUAAGAAAUAUGCAGAAGUACGAAAAAUUAGAAAAGAUCGGCGAGGGGACGUAUGGUACGGUAUUCAAAGCCAAGAAUAAAGAAACCCACGAAAUAGUAGCUCUGAAACGGGUGAGGUUAGAUGAUGACGAUGAAGGAGUACCGUCCUCUGCUUUACGUGAAAUAUGUCUGCUGAAAGAACUGAAGCAUAAGAAUAUAGUCCGGCUAUACGAUGUCUUGCAUAGUGAAAAGAAAUUGACUCUUGUAUUUGAACACUGUGAUCAGGAUUUAAAGAAAUAUUUCGAUAGUUUGAAUGGUGAGAUAGAUUUGGAUGUUGUGAAAUCUUUUAUGUACCAGCUGCUUCGUGGACUAGCUUUCUGCCAUAGCCACAAUGUCCUGCACCGAGAUUUGAAACCGCAGAAUUUAUUGAUAAACAAAAAUGGCGAGUUGAAAUUAGCCGACUUUGGCUUGGCUAGAGCAUUUGGGAUUCCUGUGAAGUGUUAUUCUGCGGAGGUUGUUACGCUGUGGUACCGGCCUCCGGACGUAUUAUUUGGCGCGAAGCUGUAUACGACAAGCAUUGACAUGUGGUCUGCUGGAUGUAUUUUUGCUGAGCUUGCUAAUUCUGGGAGACCUUUGUUCCCUGGAUCUGAUGUUGAUGAUCAAUUGAAAAGGAUUUUCAAGCUUCUGGGAACACCAAAUGAGGAUACAUGGCCUGGUGUUACUCAACUGCCAGACUACAAGCCCCUGCCAGUGUACCAGCCUAGCUUAGGGCUGGCACAGGUUGUACCUCGUCUACCAGCUCGUGGCAGAGACCUCUUAGCCCGUCUCCUUACCUGCAACCCAGCCUUGAGGAUGCCUGCCGAUGAUGCUAUGGCCCAUGCAUACUUCCAUGACCUCAAUCCAUCGGUGAAGAAUGACAGAUGUUAACAAUCAAUACGUCCGUACCGCUGCACCUCUGAACUACUGGUUAGUGAUAAAAACAAUGAUGUUGAUGCGGUGCAAGAGUGUUGUGACGAAGAAACUUAAAUAGUACAUAAGGAUAAUGACAUCUUGUAUGUAUAGUGGACCCAGUGAAUUUAUAAGUGUAGUUGGUGUGAUGUUUGCGUUUUUUUUGUAAAUUGUUAUUUUGUUAUGUUUUCAUUUUUGCAGUAAUUCUAUGUGUUAUUUAUAUUCGGCUAGUGCCAGGAAUUAUUUAUUACAGGAGGAGAAAACUAGUGUUUAUCCACUUACAAAUACUGUUGUACAUAUUUAAUCAAUUAUUGACAUACAAUAAAUAACCUUGGCCUCAAUUACGUCAAGACUACAAUAUUUAUCUAGAAAUUACUACAGAGUAGGUUUACAUACAUUUGAUAUUACAUUUCCAUGAUCUCAUUGUGUAAUGCUAAUUUUUUGUAUUGAUAUUAAUAUGCUUCACCAAAGUGAGAUUUAUUUAAAAAGGUAAUGAUUUUAUCUACAAUAAAAAUACAAAAUGCUCUUGUUAUUCAAUAUACAAAUCAAUUACUUGUACUUAAUAUUAAAUUAAGGUUUGAAUUUGUAAUAAAUGUAAAAUCUUUUAUAGUCGAUUAAUAAACAUUAUAUAGUAAAAUUCAAGUAAUAUUUAUACAUUUUCUGCUGCUUCCUUUAAUUCAGCGCUAAUUAUGUCUUUUGUGAAUUCCCCAAUCUUCCCACUGGCCUUCAUGGUAGAAGACAUGGAAGAGGAUGAUUUAAAUGAUGAAGAAGACUCUUCAAUAAUUGUUUUAGACAUGUUAGACAUUGUUUUCAUUCCACACAUGUCGGAUGUCGAGGCUAAACUCUUUUCCCCAAUUUUUUCCGUCAAUCCAGACACUCCCAAAGUUGAUUUUGUAAAAGAUUCUUCAAUCUUACUUGCUGUGACUCCAAUAUCCUUGCCAUCCUUUUUCUCAACCAGCCCCUUACUUUCAACAACUUGUUUCGACGAAAAUUUGUCUCCAUUUGUUUCUGAAAUAGUCUCUUUCAGUAGUUCUGGCUUUAGCAAUCGACUAUGUUCCUCUUUGAGCAUUAUUUGGCCAUUUUUGUUACGAGUCAUGUCUUCUGUAUCCUUGAUAUUUUCCUUAACUGAAUUUUUUAUAAUUUCUGAAGUCAUUUUACUUUCAACCUGAGUCGUUUUCGGAGUAAAGCCACACAUUUUGAUUGGUACAAUUUUUUCUUGUUUCUCGCUGGAAGAUUUCUUUUCAGCGAUUAUAAUAAGGACACCGUCUGAGGACAUGGAUGAAGUGACGUUCUCUCCGGGGCAUUGACUUGGCAACGCGUAGCGCCGCUUGAAUUGCCUCGAGAUAUAUCCAUGAGAGUCCGGCCUGUCUUCAUGUUUCCCUUCUACUAUAAUUUCAUUGUCUGUCACUCUCACACUGAUUUCCUCUGGUCGAUAAUGUUGGACGUCCAAAGUUAUUUUAAAGUUGCCUUUUUCAUUUUCUAUUGUAGAUCCGAAUUCUUUAGAGAUGCUUUGUUUGUCCAUUAGCCUCCAAGGACGAAAGUAACGCGAAUGCAUGUCGUAGAAUGGGCACAUAAAUUCUCGUGCUGGACACAUGCUAAAGUUUUCGUCUGACCAACGCGCUGGACACAUUCUCGGGAACUCCAUAUUGUGCGGAUUCGACGUGAGGAUACAAGUAAACAAUCGGAACGACUGAGUUGGAUCAGACUGCCAAAACGCUUUUAUAGACUACUUCCUAUAAUAAAACAUGUAUGGUUG
This is a messenger RNA of Spodoptera exigua (beet armyworm), 2770 nucleotides long. The record is from the annotation of a GenBank genome assembly. Lineage: Eukaryota; Metazoa; Arthropoda; Insecta; Lepidoptera; Noctuidae.